Messenger RNA from Cucurbitaria berberidis CBS 394.84, 771 nucleotides. RefSeq names its product NAD(P)-binding protein. Lineage: Eukaryota; Fungi; Ascomycota; Dothideomycetes; Pleosporales; Cucurbitariaceae. Bases 1 to 771 code for a protein of 256 amino acids. The transcript has 4 exons. The record is from RefSeq and is a predicted model, not a curated record.
AUGACCAGGACCAUUGCUAUUAUUGGCGUCACAGGCAACCAGGGUUCAUCGACUGCCCGGGUCUUUCUCGAUGAGCCAGGAUGGAUAGUCCGUAGCAUUACUCGGGAUCCAUCUAAGGAUUCUGCUAAGAGAUGGACAUCUCAAGGUGUUGAAAUAAUUGCUGGUGAUCUCGUCGACCUGAAUUCCCUCAAGGAGGCCUUUUAUGGUGUUAACUGGAAUUUACGUUUCGAUGCAAAGGCUGAAGCGGUGAACUACUUGAGGGUGACCUAUCCGGAGCUUUGGGCGAAGACGAGCCUGUUGCAACUAGGCUACUAUGCCAAUAACUGGAUGUCGUUUAGUGGAACACCAAAGAAAGAGGAGGACGGAAGUUUCAAAGUCAGCCUACCUAUGAGUGAGGACCGAAGGAUUCCCAUUGUCGACCCUGUUGCGGAUACUGGAUCCUUUGUCAAAACAUUGGUUGACCUCCCACCUGGCCAAAACUUGCUCGGAGCUGGAUCGUACAUGUCCUUCAACGAGUGGUGCACAAUCUUUAGCAAGGCUAACAACGUGACAUGCUCCUUCGAGCAGAUGUCUCGCAACGUUUUCGAGGAUGCUAUGGGCCCAGUCUUUGGGCUUGAACUCGGGGACAGGUUUGAGUACUUCGAUAAAUUUGGGUUCAAUGGAGAAGAACAAGAUCAUAGUGGAGUCUUUCCGUGGGAAUUAGGUGUCACCGUCAAGUACACUACGAUGGAGGAGUACAUGGAGGCGGAGGACUGGAAUUCGGUUUUGUAG